AUGAACAAACAAUAUUUUUUGUUUUUAUUUUCUAUUUUUUGAAAACUAAAACAAAAAACAAGAAACAAAAGUGAUACCAAACAGACCCUUAGCAACUGACAUGUUGGCCGGGGUGGAUCAAGCAUUGAAAUAGAGGAUGGUCCUUCCACUAUCCUUGGGGUUGGCAGAGAAACCAUUUGAUCAGAACCCAAUUGCUAUUGGAGCAUUUGGAGCCUUAAACAAGGGUAUGUUCGUUGUUUGCUCAGCUGGAAUGAAGGCCCUAAUGCAUACACCAUCCUCAAUGGAGCUCCUUGGAUCACCACUGUUGGUGCUGGAACUAUUGAUCACGACUGAGGUGCUCAUCACCCUUGGCGAUGGAGUUGUAUCCAUCAUCGGAAAAACUUUCUACGCAGAGAAUCUCCUCAUCUCCAAGUAUACUUUGGACAUGGAAAUCGAAGCAAGGAAAUCUGCGCAGCUAAUUCACUAAUCAAUGCCAAGAAUCCAACAGUAUCAAAUUCC
Tripterygium wilfordii is the source of this 498-nucleotide messenger RNA. RefSeq names its product subtilisin-like protease SBT4.15. Lineage: Eukaryota; Viridiplantae; Streptophyta; Magnoliopsida; Celastrales; Celastraceae. The record is from RefSeq and is a predicted model, not a curated record. The transcript has a single exon. Gene Ontology annotation, molecular function: serine-type endopeptidase activity. Gene Ontology annotation, biological process: proteolysis. The coding region runs from base 137 to 466 and encodes 109 amino acids.